Molecule: messenger RNA, 303 nt
Organism: Peronospora belbahrii
Lineage: Eukaryota; Oomycota; Peronosporomycetes; Peronosporales; Peronosporaceae
Source: the annotation of a GenBank genome assembly
AUGGACGUGGUGACGCCGACUCAAUUAGAAACCAAGAUCCGUGAGAAGAUUGGUGCCUCACUAGUGGAGGCCGUGGAUUUGUCUGACGGUUGUGGCAGUAAAUUUAGUCUCGUGGUGGUUCAUGAAGGCUUCGAAGGUCAGUCGUUACUGGAACGUCAGCGCCGAGUAAAUGACUGUUUAAAGGAAGAAAUGACGCGUAUUCAUGCGCUGCAGAUGAAGACGUGGACGCCUAAGCAGUAUGAGCAGAAGACGCAAAAGAAGAUGCCUUCUUCGGGUGAUAGUCAGCUCUUGGGAGAGCAGUAA